This is a messenger RNA of Gaeumannomyces tritici R3-111a-1, 1497 nucleotides long. RefSeq lists its product as hypothetical. Bases 106 to 1167 code for a protein of 353 amino acids. The record is from RefSeq and is a predicted model, not a curated record. NCBI's taxonomy places the organism in Eukaryota, Fungi, Ascomycota, Sordariomycetes, Magnaporthales, Magnaporthaceae. The transcript has 2 exons.
ACUUUGAAGCCUUCUGCGCUGGCUUGAAAAGCCGCCGCCACAUGUCUGCCUAGGCAAGGCAGGCACCCCUAGAGGUACUCUCACAGCAAGCCUUCGAACUGGACCAUGUUUAGACAGCAGGCUAUCCUCGGUCUCGCCCGCCGGUGCGGCGUGUGCCAGCGCCCUGCCGGCCGAAUACUACCAUGGCUCCCGGGCCACACCGCAGGGCAUGACACUUCCCGCCUCCUCCAUCGCGCUGGCCCGACCCAGCGUCUGCUUUCAUCGGCCCCGCCGACCACUGUCGCCCCCGAAGUCGGCGCCGGGAAGGCCAGGUCCUUCGCCGACUCGCUAGCUCGCAAAAACGCCGCUACCAUACUCUAUGAAGCCCCCUCGCAUACUCUCUCCCGCUUCUCGAGCUACACUGCCGGAAUCUUCUGCUUCCUCUUCUCGGGCUAUCACUACGCGACCGGCAUGGCGAACCCACCAGAAGACAUUGCCUGGUUUGUGCCGCACCUUUAUGGUAUUGUGGUCCUGGCCAUGGGCUCGAUGGGGACAUUUUUCAUCAGUGGCGCCGGCCGCAUCGUGCGCGUCAUCAGUGCCGUGCCCCGCGCCUCCGAGGUGGCCGCAAAAAGCGCCACCCCUGAGACUCGCACCCUGUCCCCCGCCCAGAAGGCCACUGCUGCUGCUGCUGCCGCUGCCGACGCUGCCCGGGGGGUCUCUCCGAUACAGCUUGAGUUGAAGGCGAGCCGAUAUGUGCCCUUCAUCGGUCCCGCGGUGCUGCGCGUGGACGCCGACAAGGUCGUGUUCCCGGCGCGACUUCAGCAGUUGCGCGAGAUGGUCGAGUACCUGAGGCAGGGAGGCUCGCCUGGAGGCAAGCCAGUGAGCGACACCACGCGGGCGCGGCUUGCCGAGAUGGCGCUCCGCCGAGCCCGGGCCGAAGCCGAGGCCAAGUACGACAAAGAGCACCUGAUGACCUCGCCGUUCAGGCACCUGGGCCAAGCCGUAAAGGAGACAUUUGUCGCGACCCGGAGAGCGCUGACCGGCGAGGGCUUCGUCAGGAUCAAGGUGAACAAUGUGCGCUACAAACUCGAUGUCACUAGUGCCUGGGCCCUGGACGGCGGGAGGGCCCUCGACCGACUGAUCACCAUCGACGAAAACAUGCAGCGCCGCCCCAAGCCGAAGCAAUAAUCUCUACGACUACAAGGUCGCAACGAGGACCACACAGGCCUUGGCCUUGUCGGCUAACCGACAUGAUUCUGCUCUUGCGGCUGGCUGCCCUGUACGAUUAAUUCCCUCUGCCUGUCGCUCAGGUUCGGAACUGUAAAUACACGAAGAAGCGGUGUGAGAAGCCAGGCGCUUGCGCAGCCUUUGAUAUGAAAUAAUUUUCACGUUUCAACCCGGCGCUUAGCCUUCACAUUGAGAUGCAAAACCUGAUUUCAUCAAGCAGAAUCCAGAAUCCAAGUCAACGGCAAUUAGCGGUGCGGACCAGACCCGGGAGCCCCAUAGACUCGGCUGCGA